AGUUGCCAAAGUUCACUUUCGAGAUGCUUGCUAAAGCAACAAACUGGUUCCACGAAGAUAAUCUUCUUGGAAGGGGUGGUUUUGGUCCUGUUUACAAGGGAAUUCUGGCAAACGGGAAAGAAAUUGCUGUAAAGAGACUAUCAGCAGACUCCGGACAAGGAAUGCAAGAAUUCAUGAAUGAAGUGAUUCUGAUUUCUAAACUCCAACACAGGAAUCUUGUCAAACUGCUGGGAGGUUGUGUUGACAAAGAGGAGAAGAUUCUGAUAUAUGAAUACAUGCCAAACAAAAGCUUGGAUGCUUGUCUCUUUGCAAAGAAGUUGUUAGAUUGGAAUAUGCGUUACAACAUUAUCGAAGGCAUUGCGCGAGGCAUCCUUUACCUUCACAGAGACUCAAGACUAAGGAUCAUUCACAGAGACCUAAAGCCAAGUAAUGUUCUGCUAGACAAGGACUGGAAUCCAAAAAUCUCAGAUUUUGGGAUGGCAAGAAUAUUCGGAGGCAAUGAAGAUCAUGGAAGUACUACAAGAGUCGUGGGAACAUACGGAUAUAUGGCGCCAGAAUAUGGAAUGGAAGGCAGAUUUUCUGAAAAAUCUGAUGUAUACAGCUUCGGAGUGCUGAUAUUGGAGAUUGCUUGGAAAAUGUGGAGUGAGGGUAACGGUUUGAGUUUCGUGGAGGAAAGCAUCGCAAACGGGGAGAACGAGGAAGAGAUGGUUCGAUGCAUUCAGAUAGGGCUACUUUGUGUGCAAGAAAAACCCAAGGAUAGACCUUCCAUUGAAGUCGUUCUGUCGAUGCUGAGUCGUGAUAUCGUGGAGCUGGCAAUGCCGAACCAGCCAGCGUUUUCGGAAAAUGGUUCGACAACAGGCCCUAGUGGAUCAACAUACCAAAAUGUCUUCUCCAAAAAUGACACCAUUUCAACCGGUGUAGUGAUCAAAGAUCCACAAUCCAUCACAUCCCAAAAACAGAUAUUCAAACUAGGAUUCUUCACACCUCCAAACACCACCAACCGCUACUUAGGCAUCUCCUUCACCUUCUCCCAAGAAACCGUGGUUUGGGUUGCCAACAGAGACACACCCCUCACUGAUUCUUCGGGCUCCGUUACUCUCUCCCGAGACGGAAAUAUCGUCGUCUUGGACGGGACUACUAAUCAAACCGUCUGGUCCACCAACAUCACCACCACCACCUCUCCCGUCAUAAACUCAACCGCCCAACUCCUCGACACUGGCAAUCUCGUCUUGCGGGAAGAGGACACGGGAGACGUAUUAUGGGAGUCGUUCUCGGAGCCUACGGAUGUGAUUGUGCCAGGCAUGACGCUGAGCCAGAACGUCAAGACAGGGAAGAUGGUGGCGCUGUCGGCGUGGAAAAACGCCUCUGAUCCCCAGCUAGGGAGGUUCACCGCCGGCCUAGACGCAUUUAGCAUCCCGCAGCUUGCCACCUGGGAUGAGGGGAGGCCACACUGGAGGAGCGGGCCGUGGAAUGGCCUCAUCUUUCUCGGGAUAAAGGAGAUGUUCUAUGCCUACUUGGAUGGUUUCACUCAAGUGACUAAUGACAGCGCGGGAAAUUUCUUCUACUCAAAGCCGCAGGAGAAUGUGUACAUAACGGCCAGCGUGAACUCAACGGGGCAUGUGCUUAGGAAGGUGUGGGAUGGGGUGGCGAAGAGAUGGAACGUGGAAUGGACCGCUCCUGAAAAUGAAUGCGAUGUUUAUGGAAAGUGUGGGGCGUUUGGUAGCUGUAAUGUCGUGAAAUCUCCUAUUUGCACUUGUUUGAGAGGAUUUGAACCAGGAAAUGAGGAUGAAUGGAGGAGAGGGAAUUGGACUAAUGGUUGUAGGAGGAGGAAGCAGUUGCAAUGUGGAGGAGAUGGAUUUGAGAGGCUGCGGUAUAUGAAGGUUCCUGACUUUGCUAAGCCCUUGCCUUCUAGGGUUCAAGACGAGUGUCGAACCACAUGUCUAAGAAACUGCUCCUGUAUAGCUUAUGCUUAUGAUGGUAACAUUGGUUGUAUGUUUUGGAGUGAUACCUUGAUUGACACUCAGGACUUUGGUAGUGUUGGUGUUGACCUCUACAUUCGCCUCUCUGCUUCUGAAUUUGAUGGUCACAAGGAGAGAAAGUUGUACAUCAUAAUUGGAGUAGCUGUGGGUUUUGUUUGCAUAUCUAUUCUGAUGUUUAUUGCUUGGUGGUUUAUAGUGAAAAGGAAAGGGAGCCAAGCGCAAGAUUCGAUUAUUUUGGAAGCAGGACAGAUGUUCACGACGGAUUCAACUGCAAUCGUACUUAGAAAUGAAUCAAAUGAAGUUAAUAUUGGUGAGUUGCCAAAGUUCACUUUUAAGAUGCUUGCUAAAGCAACAAACCAGUUCCAUGAAGAUAAUCUUCUUGGAAGGGGUGGUUUCGGUCCUGUUUACAAGGGAGUUCUGGCAAACGGGAAAGAAAUCGCUGUAAAGAGACUAUCAGCAGACUCCGGACAAGGAAUGCAAGAAUUCAUGAAUGAAGUAAUUGUGAUAUCCAAACUCCAACACAAGAAUCUUGUCAAACUGCUGGGAGGCUGUGUUGAGAAAGAAGAGAAGAUUCUGAUAUACGAAUACAUGCCAAACAAAAGCUUAGAUGCUUGUCUCUUCGGUCCUAUAAAUCCAACAAAGAAGUUGUUAGAUUGGAAUAUGCGUUCCAGCAUUAUCGAGGGCAUUGCACGAGGCAUCCUUUACCUUCACAGAGACUCAAGACUAAGGAUCAUUCACAGAGACCUUAAGCCAAGUAAUGUUCUGCUAGACCAAGAUUGGAAUCCAAAAAUCUCGGAUUUUGGGAUGGCAAGAAUAUUCGGAGGCAAUGAAGAGCAUGGAAAUACUGCAAGAGUCGUGGGAACGUACGGAUACAUGGCGCCAGAAUACGGAAUGGGAGGCAGAUUUUCUGAAAAAUCGGAUUUAUACAGCUUCGGAGUGCUGAUAUUGGAGAUUAUAAAAGGAAAAAAGAAUACACACUAUUUCAAUGAUGAAUUGUCCUUGAGGCUUAUUGGAUAUGCGUGGAAAAUGUGGAAUGAGGGUAACGGUUUGAGUUUCGUGGAGGAAAGCAUCGCAAAUAGGGAGACGGAGGAAGAGAUAAUUCGAUGCAUUCAGAUUGGGCUACUUUGUGUCCAAGAAAAUCCCAAGGAUAGACCUUCCGUUGAAAUCGUUCUGUCGAUGCUGAGUGGUGAUAUCGUGGAGCUACCAGUGCCGAACCAGCCAGCGUUUUCGGAAAAUGGUUCGACAACAGGCCCUAGUGGAUCAACACACCAAAAUGUCUUCUCCAGUAAUGAACUCACUCUUAGUGUGCUUGAUGGAAGAUGAAUCUAUUCUAGACUAUCAUUAAAUUAUCCUCUCUA
Molecule: messenger RNA, 3337 nt
Organism: Salvia splendens (bonfire salvia)
Lineage: Eukaryota; Viridiplantae; Streptophyta; Magnoliopsida; Lamiales; Lamiaceae
Product: G-type lectin S-receptor-like serine/threonine-protein kinase At1g11330
Exons: 12
Coding region: 24-3302 (1092 amino acids)
Biological process (GO): recognition of pollen; protein phosphorylation
Cellular component (GO): plasma membrane
Molecular function (GO): protein serine/threonine kinase activity; ATP binding
Source: RefSeq, a predicted model, not a curated record